This is a messenger RNA of Vidua macroura (Pin-tailed whydah), 8088 nucleotides long. RefSeq names its product kelch like family member 13 (gene KLHL13). The transcript is spliced from 9 exons. Gene Ontology annotation, cellular component: Cul3-RING ubiquitin ligase complex. Gene Ontology annotation, biological process: regulation of cytokinesis; protein ubiquitination. Gene Ontology annotation, molecular function: cullin family protein binding; ubiquitin-protein transferase activity. NCBI's taxonomy places the organism in Eukaryota, Metazoa, Chordata, Aves, Passeriformes, Viduidae. The record is from RefSeq and is a predicted model, not a curated record. Bases 168 to 2057 code for a protein of 629 amino acids.
CUCGGCACUUCGGGGACGCUCCGGAGCGGGACCGCGGCCGGGGCCGGGCGGCCGCAGCCGCAGAUGUCAAAAUUAACCUGGACUGCUUGGGAAUGGCGAAACAUAGCCCUGGGAUCCUGCCAUGAACAGUGCAUGAAGAACAGAGGAGAUAUUUCCGCUUAGCAGAGAUGAUGUGGAGAGACUCUUUAUCCCUGGUGGAAGAGGAGGAUCCUCAUAUGAAAGUGUCUCUUGGUAGCAGCGAUAUGGGCGUCUCUGCCCAUCUGCAGUCUUCGAAGACAGGAACCACCAGAUUUUUCACCAGCAAUACUCACAGUUCUGUGGUAUUACAGGGUUUUGACCAGCUGCGAGUGGAAGGUUUGCUCUGUGAUGUGACGCUCGUUCCUGGAGAUGGUGAUGAGGUGUUCCCUGUCCACAGAGCAAUGAUGGCUUCUGCAAGUGAUUACUUCAAGGCCAUGUUCACAGGAGGAAUGAAGGAACAAGAUUUAAUGUGCAUUAAGCUCCAUGGGGUGAACAAAAUAGGCCUAAAGAAGAUCAUUGAUUUCAUCUAUACUGCAAAACUUUCCCUUAACAUGGACAACCUUCAGGACACUCUGGAAGCUGCCAGUUUUUUGCAGAUUUUACCCGUUUUGGACUUCUGUAAAGUAUUUCUUAUCUCUGGGGUUUCGUUGGAAAACUGUGUUGAGGUUGGGCGAAUUGCCAACACAUACAAUCUCACAGAAGUGGAUAAAUAUGUUAAUAAUUUCAUCCUGAAGAACUUCCCUGCAUUAUUAAGUACUGGUGAAUUUGUGAAACUCCCCUUUGAACGUCUUGCCUUCGUGCUUUCAAGUAAUAGCCUUAAGCACUGCACUGAGCUUGAACUCUUCAAGGCGGCGUGUCGCUGGCUGCGCUACGAGGAGCCUCGCAUGGAGUACGCUGCAAAGCUCAUGAAGAACAUCAGGUUCCCCCUGAUGACACCCCAGGAUCUUAUCAACUACGUUCAGACAGUGGACUUCAUGAGAACUGACAACACCUGUGUCAACUUGCUUCUGGAGGCCAGCAAUUACCAAAUGAUGCCGUACAUGCAGCCGGUGAUGCAGUCGGAGCGGACGGCGAUCCGCUCGGACAGCACGCACCUGGUGACCCUGGGGGGGGUGCUGAGGCAGCAGCUGGUGGUCAGCAAGGAGCUGCGGAUGUACGACGAGAAGGCCCACGAGUGGAAAUCCCUGGCUCCCAUGGAUGCGCCCAGGUACCAGCACGGCAUCGCCGUCAUCGGCAACUUCCUGUACGUGGUGGGGGGCCAGAGCAACUAUGACACCAAGGGAAAGACGGCGGUCGACACGGUCUUCAGGUUUGACCCUCGCUACAACAAGUGGAUGCAAGUGGCAUCUUUAAACGAGAAACGGACCUUCUUCCACCUAAGUGCCCUCAAAGGACAUUUGUAUGCAGUCGGAGGUCGGAAUGCAGCGGGUGAGCUAGCCACUGUGGAAUGUUACAACCCCAGAAUGAACGAGUGGAGCUACGUGGCAAAAAUGAACGAGCCCCACUAUGGUCACGCUGGAACCGUGUAUGGGGGGUUAAUGUAUAUUUCAGGGGGAAUUACCCAUGAUACUUUCCAAAAGGAACUCAUGUGUUUUGACCCUGACACGGACAAAUGGACUCAGAAAGCUCCGAUGACGACAGUCAGAGGUCUGCAUUGCAUGUGUACUGUAGGAGACAAGCUGUAUGUUAUUGGUGGAAAUCACUUUAGAGGAACAAGUGAUUAUGAUGAUGUUCUAAGCUGUGAAUAUUACUCACCAACUCUAGACCAGUGGACUCCAAUUGCCGCCAUGUUACGUGGGCAAAGUGAUGUUGGGGUUGCUGUCUUUGAAAAUAAAAUCUAUGUUGUUGGAGGAUAUUCUUGGAAUAACCGGUGUAUGGUGGAAAUAGUUCAGAAGUAUGAUCCAGAAAAAGAUGAGUGGCAUAAAGUAUUUGACCUUCCAGAAUCUCUUGGUGGCAUUCGAGCCUGCACUCUCACUGUUUUCCCUCCGGAGGACAAUACAGGGUCACCGUCUCGAGAGUCUCCCCUUUCAGCACCUUAGAACCAUCCCUUGGCUCACCAUGUUGUAGUAACACCUCUGCACUGCAUCAUGGGGUCUGUCAUUUUUCUUCAGUAGUUUCUGUUAGGCUUAGCCUACAGCAUUUCAUACAAUUACUGGAAAAAAAAAAAAAAAAAAAAAAAAGACUUUGGCAUUAUUUGUGCUGUUUGUUUGGCCUAGAAUGUCUCUCAAGUGGUUAAGAAAAAAAGAUGUACUCGCCCGAGCCAAAUGUUUAACAAAUGAGAGGAUAUUCUCUGUAAAAUGUACAAACUAGGUACGUUAUUAAAGUUGUAUGUUCGGUGUGAGGUACCUUAUAGCUUACAUUUGGGAGCCCAGUGAGUCAAAUUUGUAUUGAACAUGUCACUGAAUUUCAUGUUGAAAUCCUUUAUCCUUUCAUUUUUGACUGCAGAUCACAAGGGUAGGUAGACCACAUCAAUGUGAACUCUCCGAAGGUUGCCAAGGGGCCUGAGCUACCUCCCUCUUUACACAGAGUAUUUUGACAUAUCUGUUUACCCACCUGACUUUGUGGGUGCUUUCAGAGCAUAUGAAGUUUCUUAGGCAGAGGGAAGAAAUAAAGUAAUUUUAAAAUAUUAGCACUGUACAGGAGCAGACGUUGUAGAGGCCGGGAGUUUUUUAUAACAUAUAUCGAGUGUUUUUCCUGAGUCAGUUCAAUGAUGCUUCAAACAAAACAUCCGAAACAUAUUUGAGUUUUUUAAUUUGUUUUGUUUUCAGGAAUUGGCUUCCGCUUGCAUGGGAGCACACACUAUUAACAAAUGGGAAUUCAGUGCAGUUGUGUAUUCUGUGCUAUGGCUGUACUGAAUAUGGGUAGUUAAGGGCUAGAAACAGUAACUUAAGCCACUGAAUUUGACCAAAUGGUUCCAUCUGAUCAAAUUGAAUCUGCCUUUUCUCCUUUGCUGUUGAGAUAACUUGCAUAAUGUGUCCUCUGUAUAGUCUCAGUUAAUAAGGUUAUUUAGCACAAAGUGCAGCUUCAGUGAGAGAGCUGCUUUUGCUCAGUGAACCUGGACUACCACAUUUUACCUUCUUUUGUUCAAUAAAACUUUUAACUGCAGUUACCCAGUCUAAGCUACCUCAUUAAUGUAUUUGGUUUUCUUCCUCUGCCUCACUGUCUCCGGGAUACGCGUUACGUAUAUCCACGCGGGUAGAUGAAUCUGCUAGGAAACCAAUGCAGGAGUGAUCAUGAAAUGGGUAUUUUUGACCUACUUUUAAGAAACUAUUUUGAUCUGAUGUGUUCAUUUUAUUGUUAGGGACUGAUGAAAAACCAGUGUUAAUGAUUUUUUCCUUGGAGGACUGCUUAUGUGUGCAGCCCUGCAAAUUCACAGGAAUCUCUACCUGCUCCAAAAUACAGUGCCCUGCUGACAAACUGCAGCUCUGAUUAUGCCAUUGUGAUUGUUCUGAACUUCCCAUCAUGUUACAAGUCAUUUUGCUGAUGAACAGCCACAGGGGCGUCCUCUGGGGAAAACUGUUUAAACCAGCUUAUUGUGUUACCUAUUAAUAAUAACCAAGUAAAGCUUAAAAGACUUUUGUUGGGAUUUUGCUAUUUGUGUUUUGUCCCUGCUUGAUGCAUCAAGCAGCAGGAUUACUGUGGUGUCAGUUUUGAAAAUGCUGAUAUUUAUUCUUUGUGCAGUUUACUAGUAAUGGUCACUACCAAAAUCUAUAUGUAAGCUUUAGGUUUCAUAAUUGUUUUGGUUAAUGUCAAAAUCAAUUCUUCCUCUUUAAACAAUUGAAGUCUCAAUUCCAUGUGUCUGUGCAAGGUUGUUGCAGGUGGAAUAGUGGCACCAGUGGAUACUCCUGGAAACUGGCCAUUGAAGAUAAAUUGAUUCAUCACCCUAAGAAUACUCUUCUUAUGCUGUGCAAAGCACUGGAUAGAAAAAUGUUGCUCUGUUGUUUAAGGAUUUUUCAAUCAUUUUAGUAUCACAUGCUACUAAUUUUUUUUUUCCCCCGCUCAAAGACCAGAUUUUAGAACCUGCUUGAGUUUAAAUCCCCUGAAAUCCAUAUUCUGUGUCUUCUAUUAAUUAAACUGAAAAGCACUUGAAGGAGUUGCAAUUCUUUUAGGAUAAUGUAAAUAUAUCCUGCUCUUUGUAUGCUGGGGAUGAGGGACACAGUGUUUAAAAGUGGGUAUCUCACAGGUAUUCUCUGUUUGGAAGAAGCUUAACAUGGGUUCUGAUCAUUCUGAGGUGGUUUAAAGCCAGGAUGUCAGUUUUGUGUCUGAGCCUUGAAUAGCCAGGAGCUGGUAUACGGCCACAAUGUUGAGGGGAUUUUUUUUGUGGGUUGUUUUGUUUUGUUUUGUUUCAUUUUUUGUUUAUUUUAUUUUAUUUUGACUCAUUAUUUGUUAUACGUAAAGUGGAAGAAUUAUUUUCGAACAUUUUGUCAUCAGUGGAUUAAAUGUAGUGCUUCGAUCAAAUUAAUCUUUGGGGUUUUUUGUUUGUUUGUUUUUUUUAAUCUCCCUCUGGAUUAAAGUGUUUAUAAUUACAUUAGUUAAAAUUUACUCACUCGAAUUGAAAAGCAAACAUCAAAGACUUGCCCAAAACUGCAAACUGCUUUCUUCUGUAAUGUAGUAUAAAAAUGACUUGAUGCUCAUUGCAUCCAUCUUAACCAUGGCAUAAGAGCCCCUUUCCAUCUCUGAACCUGCAGCUGUAGGUACACAUGGAUACAGCAAAUACCCAUCUCCAUUUCCAGUCAGGCUGCCUCUUCAUAAAUCUUAGAUUCUCUCAUGUUGCACUUGUAGUACCUGAAUCAGAAAAGCAUCUGGAUAAAAAGCAAUUAUAGCUAUUUGACUUGAAUGAAAUUAAUGCUGCAUGGUGUGCCAGCUGGAGAGCCACAGGAGCUGUCUGCCCUCUCCCAGUGAUGCAGACACACGCUGCAAAAUUCAUUCAGACGUUGCUUUUUGGUGCCCAAUUAGCAGCAAAUGCCAAAAGUGCUCACUUCCAUAUACAGUUUGGCCAAAGGCCCAUCUGAUAUCCCUGCAAAACCCAGCACUCUGACUCCAGAUACCCAAGAUAACAUUUCCCUUGUUCUGUGUUUUGAGAUAGGACAAGAACAAUAGGGAAGAAGACCUGGGAAAAUCCAGGUUACAUGAAGUUUCUUUGCCCUGUUAACAUCAGAGGGUUCAUCAUCUGCAGAUGUCCAUUUCUUGUGUGAUUCCCCUCCCCUUAGAAAGUUGUAAAGUCCAAGAACCUGGUCCAGGGAAAGCAAUUCCUGCAAGGAUCCAGCCAGUCUUGUGGCUUCUUGGGAUAAUGGAGUUGUGCUGAAGGGAUGAGCACUGGUGCAGCAGAACGUGGCUGACAGCCUGGCUGUGGCUCUACAGGCCCCUUGGGUGCAAGAAUCACUUUACCUGUUCCCAGAACAAAAGUGAGUUGUUUUCUUAUAAACAAUUCUAUUUUUAAAUUGUCCGUUCUGUUUCUGAGGGGUAGGAUCUCUCAGGAGUAGAAUUUUAGUAACAGUCAGAAGCUCAAACCAGUGAUCUGGUCCUUUAGUGGAAUAAUGGCAAUCAUGGAUUAGAGCAGUUUGCAUGCAGAUAAAUAAAGUUCUACCUAAAGGCUUACAGUCUUAAUCUGAUGGGCUGGUUGGACAUCAAAAAAUAAUUUGAUACCACAGUAACAAGUACAGUACAAAUAUCUGGAGAAGUUUCUAACCAAAGAGUUGAGGAUGAUCUGAUUAGAAAAGAUCAUAGCACUUUUCUUUGUAAAGUUCAUUCUGCCUAGCAGAAUUGUUGUUCCUUCUUAAUUUGCCCUCCAGCUGGUGAUUACCUCACCUUUACACUGAUGUCUGACUCUGCUGGUCACUGUUUUUUCAGUCCUUGGUUUUGUAGCUGACAUCUCUGUUACUUCCUCUGCUCCUGAUCAGAACAGAUAAAGCUGAGGCUUUUUUAGUGGCACUUAUAUCAAGAGAGAAAAUAGCCCUCUGUUGAUAAAUGUAUUUGUAAUUCAGCUUGUGCAUUCUUGGAAAUAUAAAAGCAGUUUUAAGCUAGUGAAAGGUAUGUGCAUGUUGCAGGAGUAAUGAGUGUCCCGUUUCCUCCUGGCUUGCACCUGACAUGCUGUGUGGAGGGCUGUGUGUAGUGGUGACCCAGAGGUCUGCAGGGAGAGCCAAGCUCUCAUGUGGCACUUUAUGCUUUCCAUGCUUUGUGAAAGUGUUCUUUAUUGCACACCAUAUGUAGCUUACUGGGUAUUUUUUCUUUUGUAUUUUAAAUGUGAAUAAUGAUUCUUCGUGUGCAAAUGUAGUCAGAAAAAAAAAAGUCUUAAAGGGCAGAGUUAUACUUUGCUUAAUUGAUAAAGUUUUUAGUCCCGUGAGUAUUGCAGGACCCGUUCAGCUGUGAAAAGGUGAUUGCAGUUUGAGAGCAAGCUAGGAAAUCUGGAUGGCUUUCCUGCCUGUCACCAGGUCACAUGUUCUUGUUGCCAGUCUUUCACAGGUCUUUAAGAGAAGUUCUUUUCUUGGUCAGUAGGCUCGCAUUUUGAUGUCCAGUUGGACCCGCUGAUUACCCACUCUGGGGAAAACGUGGUGGGAUGUGUUUUCACAACCUGAAACAACAUGGCUUGUUUUUUUCAGGAAUUCCACCAUCAGUGACACACAGGAGUCCCCCAGAGUUCUUUAAUGACCUGGGAAUUUGUACAGAGAUGUAGCCCAGGGAACCUGGGAGUGGUGCUACAGCAGGAGCCAUAAGUGGCUGACAUUCCUGAGGGAUGGUCUCCUACUAUAUGUAUUACUUUGGCUCGAGUGCUGUUUUUUCCCCAUCUGUGGGAGUAUGUAUUGCUGCUGUUUAAGUUUUUAACUUUUUUUUUUCAUGAAAUGAGUAAUGCCUCUGUGAGUCUGCAGUGGGAGCAAAAGGUUCAGGUGGCUCUUUCUUUCAGAGCUUCACGCUGUCAGGCUGUCCACAUGGUUAUUAAACCCUUUCUAUUUGGAGUUCUGUUUCCUAAGUGUUUAGGAGAAAUCAUUUUGCAAUGUGAAAAGAUCUCGGAUGAAAAUGUUUUUGGGACUGGAAGAAAACUGCAUAUUAUUUUAGAUUUUUUUUUGUCAUGGUUUAGAGGUUAGUUUGGACUUUCAGCUCUCACAGACUGAAUGGGGAGUGAUAUAUAUUUUUUUUAAAUUUUUUUUUAAUAACUUAUAGUUGGCUUAAGUGAGUCAAAGCUCAGUUAUUUGUACCUGCUUGCACUCUUGGCUGGAUGUUGUAUUCUCCAUCAGACCACAGCAUUCUGUGCUGUCUGGCAUCUGUUUCCUUGUGUAAGAGCACCUCCUGUCUUCCCUGCUGCCUGUUGAUGGAAUUCCAAAAUCAAUCUGAGCUUGGGUUCUUACAUCUGAAGUACCUGUGGAGCUAAAGACCAUGUGGAGCUGUGGAUUGAGGGCCAUGGCUUUGACAUUUAAUUCCCCACCAGCCCCUCACUGCUUUGCAAGAUGUUCUCAAACCCAGCUAAAAUCUGUGUGCACGAGGCAAAUCUCUCAGGCUGAAAAUUUUAGUAACCUGGGCAUCUAAAGACCACCAGCAUGUCCUCGUCCCCUCUGCAAGGAGAGUUGUGCCCACGAGCUGCUGAGGGCUCUGGAAGGGGGCAGGCACAGGAACUCCUUGGGUAACCAUAGCUUUUGCUGGCCUUUGAUUCUGCUCUUCCUUCUGUGCCCAGAUGGAGAUGGUGGGAGGGAAGGUCAGGGUUGGGUCACACUUUACAGCUCUCAGUAGAGAGCAAGUUUGUUUCUUCUCCUCUGUCUGCACAACACUGCAGGAAAAAGAACUGUAGGAACAUUUCAUAUUUUAAACAUUGUUUCACAGAACAGUAUUCAUUAAUAAAGGAAAAAUUAGUCUGUUUUAACCUGUGUUCCUCAUAACCAGGAUUGUUCCAAAAUACUUGGCUUCUGUUGAAUUAACAACUUUGCCUUUACCUCCCUUGUUCAACGUUACUGUAAAAAAAAAAUUGCUUGGUUUCUUUUCCAUUUGUUUUUCAUUGCUUGUAACCUUUUCUUAGAAAUGUGGAAAUAAUUUUCCUUACAUGUUUUAUGCACCGAAAUAAACACACCACUGAUCACCUGA